This is a messenger RNA of Diabrotica virgifera virgifera (western corn rootworm), 7751 nucleotides long. Its product is annotated as trypsin-1-like. Gene Ontology annotation, molecular function: DNA-binding transcription factor activity, RNA polymerase II-specific; serine-type endopeptidase activity; RNA polymerase II cis-regulatory region sequence-specific DNA binding. The coding region runs from base 76 to 1020 and encodes 314 amino acids. The record is from RefSeq and is a predicted model, not a curated record. The transcript is spliced from 2 exons. Lineage: Eukaryota; Metazoa; Arthropoda; Insecta; Coleoptera; Chrysomelidae. Gene Ontology annotation, biological process: regulation of transcription by RNA polymerase II; proteolysis.
CAUGGUUUUGGUUUUGUUUACAUUUUAUUUUAUGUGUUAAAUUGUUUUUGAUACUCAAAACCAAACUCUAAACAAAUGGAAGUAAAACAAGAAGUUAGUGAUAAGACGUUUCAAGCAGAAAUAUAUUGCAAUGAUGUUGAUGAUGAUCCUUUGGAUAUUUGUAAAAUUAAAAUAAAGGAGGAACCUCUAAGAGAAAGUACACAUGAUACAUUUGAUUAUGUAGACUUAAAGGAUGACAUAAAGACUGAAUUAAAACAAGAGGAACAUAAACUUCCAUCAUCUCAAGAAAGACAUACAAACCCAAGUUGUGAUGAUCAACUUCCUUCAGACUCCUACGGAGGUAAAAUAGUGGGUGGAGUGGAAUCCGAUAUAGACUUCUAUCCCUACCAACUCUCGCUUCAAUACUUGGGCCUUCACUCAUGCGGAGCUUCUCUCAUAGCACCUACUUGGGUCCUGACAGCCGCCCAUUGUGUCUACAGGGUGUUUACCCCUUUUAUAUCAAUCAGAGCUGGAGCAACAGCAAGGCAAACUGGAGGAGAGGUCAUAAGAGUUAAGAAGAAAUUCAUGCAUAAGUUAUACGACGAUAAAACCAUAGAUUAUGACAUAGCCCUACUAGAGUUGCAAGAGCCAGCGGAUCCUGAUUACGCAGAAGCCGUUUCUCUUCCAGAAGAAGGUUCCGACGUAAAAGGUGGAGAUAUCGGCACUAUAGUUGGCUGGGGCUUUACUUCGGAGAAAGGAACAGCCAGCAGCUCACUGAGGGUAACUGAAAUUCCCAUUUUGCAUCAAAGUGAUUGUAAAAGAGUUAUGGGAAAGCUUAUCACCGAUAGAAUGUUUUGCGCCGGUUUAGUGAAAGGAGGCAAAGAUGCUUGCCAAGGUGAUUCAGGCGGACCCUUUGUAGUCGAUGGUGUGCAAGUGGGCAUUAUUUCGUGGGGGAGUGGAUGCGGAGAAGCGAGAAGACCUGGGGUUUAUACUAAUGUGGCUGCGUUACGAAGUUACAUCAAACAAGUGUCGGGUAUAUGAUAAAUGACUAAUAUACACUCACCGGAACAAAAUUCCGCCACUCAAAGUUUUUAAUUAAAUUUGACAAUUUAUAACUUUAUUAUUUGUACCCCGAUUUUCAAGAUUCUUACAUCAGUUUGUAGGUACAUGUUUUCAUGUCGUUUGCUGUUAUUUCGGUAACAAAAUUUUUUUGCUUAGAUGGUAUUCGCGGUGUGCAAGUACUUUCAAGGGAUACGGGAAACGAUCGUGCGCGAAUAGCGGAGAAAUAUUGCAACUUUCUUAAAUAAUUCAUAUUGUCAAAUGAAAUUGUCAAAUUGACGUACAUUUCAUAUCUACUGUCAUUGGAGAAGAACAAUUAUAUGUUGCUCCACAAUUUUGAUAUGAUAUGCAAUUGUUAUAUAAAGUUAAAUUUAAUUAAUUGUAUUUUGCUUGCAGUACUGCAUUUUAAUAACUAAUUUUAUUUACUACAUACAAUUGUUUACGUUUUAUCUAAUAGCAUAACCUGAAUCUUAUUUUUUCUUCUUAUUAUUUUUUUGGGCUAUGGCCUUGACAAUUAUCCAGUAACCAGGACUUAUAUAAUUGGCCAAUAUAAUGUGCGAUAUAAUAUAAGUGCGAAUAAAGUUGCAGAGCGUAGAAAUAGGUGUCGCUUUGCCGAACUUGCACGGUCCCAAUUAUACGGGGAUGAAUGGACGCGUUGUAUUUUCUCCUAACUUUAAAAAAUUCUGUGGAAAAAUUGGAUAGCUGAUUUUGUUACAUACUCCUUUUAUAUUAUCAUGGAGGCGUCCCUAAGGUUUUGUUUUUUGAAAUAUAAGAAUAUCUCUUUUUUUAAAGCUGUAAAUAAAACAAUGCUUUGAAGACUUACUGAAUUAAAAAUAUAAAACGCACUAGAAUUAACAACACGAAACAAAAUUAACAACAAAACAAAACAAUUGAAUAGCGAGUGUAUCCACCUCUCGCAGCAACGACUUCUCGCAAUCUCUUUGGCUCCGAAUAAAGAUGUGUUAUCCUUGCCUGGGGAAUAGUCUGAUAUUCCUCUACCAGGGACAUAAGUAUACCAAAUUUACACCAUAUGGAGGCUUAGGAGACGGCGAAUAGUUUUUUUUAAUUCAUCCCAUAAAUUCUCUAUAGGAUUGAGAUCUGGGCUGCAUACUGGCCAUUCUAAUCUUAUCAAUUCAACCUCUAUUUAGGCUAUUUAUGUUUACGAGUCAAUCAGUGUUUUUAUUUAGAAAAAAAUGUACAACUCUUACAAUAAAAGAGAUACUCGGAUAAUUCAAAACUCUUAGGAAUAUCUCCAGAAUAAUACGUCAGGAGUAUGUAACAAAAUGAGCCCUUAAAAUUUUCCUCAUAAUGUUUUAAAUUCAGGAGAAAAUGCAACGCUCCAUUCGCCCCCGUAUAAUGUCAUCUAAGCAAAAAUGUUGCCGAACAUUGUUACAAACUUUGUUACCGAAAUAUUAACAAACGACACCAAAACAUGUAUAGUCUAGGCGCCAGAGGUGCACCGUGUCCUUUUCAAUUCUGAUGGACAAACUCAACGGCUUCUUAUGUAUUUUUGGCUGCUGAUUACGAAUUUCGAGGGUGGAUUUUGAUCCAAGUGGUCAAAAAAUUGUUAUAAACAAUUUAAUUGUUUAUAAAUUGUUUAUAAGGCUCCGGCUCAUAAACUAAAAGAGAUAAAAAAGAAUGUUUGAAAUAAAAUUUGUUCGUUAAUAAAAAAUGAAGAAAAAACGUUUACUUAACUUAAAUUCAACAAUUAUAACUCAAGAUAUUGUAAAAUUAGUGCACAAUGCAAAUUGCAAAUUGCAAAAUAAGUAUUUUCCGAAGCUUUAUUGAUCGUAACUGGGCUUUUACGCAUGAAAAUGAGCCUUAGAAGAUUUCAUUUUAAAGUUUCGUUAAUAGGCUUCAAAAAAAAGUUUGUUACAUUACUUUAUCUUUAUUUGUUUUAAAGUUAUACCCGUUUGAAUUUAUAAAUUUAUAAUUUUCUUAAAAAAAUUGUACAUUAAUUUGUUUAUAAGGGUUUCAAGUAAAUUUGAGCUGUAAACAUUUAUACUUUAAUUAACAAUAAUGAUAGUAGAACUCAAUAGAAAUAACUUGAGCUUAAGAAAAUGUUCGUAAGUUUAUUUUUGGUCAAGCUAUCGAUAUUUUAAUGGUGCGCUAUAAGGCGCAACAUCGGCUCACAGUCAAGUAUUUUUCGGCGCUUUGUCGAUCGUAACUCGGCAUCUACGCAUGCAAAUGAGCCAAUAUGUGAUAUCCAUAUAAAAAUGGAUCGAGUUAUUUUGCAACAUCAUCAUUGCAUAUAAAUCGAGCAGUUAUGUUGUGGCGGCAUACACACAAUUGACGUGCAUUGAUGAUGCUGCAAAAGAACUAGAUCCACUUUAUAUGGAUACUAUACACUAUCCACUGGAUAUCUAUAUGAUAUAUGUAGAUUAUAUCUAUAUCGUAUAGAUAAUUAGACUCUGAAGCCCCAGAAAGUUUUAGUUUUACUGUCUACAAGAACAGACUUAGUACCACCAUGUAACUGUAAAAAUUGCUCUAAGAACUUAUGCAGAUGUAAAAAAGCUGAGAUUCCCUGUAUAUCUUGAUUCAGAUGCACGAAACAAAAUAUCUGUAAAAAUAGUAUUAAUAAAUAAUAUCAACUUACUUUUUAGUUCUAUUUCUGAAAUAUUAGUUUUUAAUGUUUUUUCUCAUUUAGUAGAUACAAAAAAUAGAAGACAAAGUAAAUAGAAUGAAGUACGAGGUACAGUAUGAUGAUUUAAUUAUAAGAAUUAUAUGAGAAAAUUUUAUUAGGAUCUUCAAAAAUGAAAUAUGAAUAUAAAGUAUAUAUAUACAGUACAAUUCCUCUUAACCGGUCACCUCGGGACUUCAUACCUGGCCGGUUGCCGUUUUGGCCGUUUAAUCCGAAGUGUACUUUACUUGCAUACAUAUGUACAUAUAAAAAAAUUAAGAAUUAUUUUUUACAUAUUUAUGUACAUAUUUCAUAUGUAUCUACAUACAUUAAUGUGCUACAUACAUACAUCAACAAAUAUGUACAAGUUUAAAAAGUAAUUUUUUUUAAAAAAGUCUGUAAUUUUCUUCUGCUUUUUAACCUUCAGUGAAUUUCUGUAUGCGACAUCCCUCCAUUUUCUAAUCACCAAAACGUCUAAUGCUGUUGACUCAUGUUGCUGCUCAAUGUAUUUUAAUGCAAUUUCCAUUGCAUUUUUGGCUUCUUCGUGAGAAACCGUUUCCUCUUCUUCAACGUCACUACUCUCAUCAUAUUCCUCUGGUUCUUUGGUUGCUACAUCUAUGAUUUCAUCAUGAUUCAAAAAUUCAUUUUCAAGCUGAUCAUCACAGUUUAUCAUCCAAUUUUCCACAUCUUCUGGCUGUAAUGCUUCGUUACCCGAUAACUUUUGAAGGUCUUGUAGAGUGGAUUUGUUUUCUUUUUCUUCAGUCCCUGCCAUAUUCGAGAUCACAACUAGAUUCUCAACAUCUGGCCAAAGUUUUCUCCAAGAUUUAACAAACUUUGAAGAGGACAUUUCUUGAAAUGCUGUAGCUAACAUAUAGAUAACGUCCUUGAUAUUGAUAUUUUUGAUGACUUCUAAAAGACCUUUGUCGUCAUUCUUCGAAUGUUGCAGAAUUUCAGAAACAAGUUUACGCCUGUAUCGUCUCUUUAAGCUUUCGAUCACUCCUUGGUACAUCGGUUGCACUAAGCUUGUCACAUUAGGAGGAAGAAAAACUAAUUUUAUGUCAUCUACAUCGCAGUCAUGAGGAUGGGUUGGAGCAUUGUCUACCACUAGAACUGCUUUGAUAGGCAAGUUUACACUUUUUAAAUGUUUUUUAACUUUUGGAACAAACUCUAAAUUAAACCACUCUUUAAACAAGUCUGAAUUCAUCCACGCUGAUUUUUGUGACUUAUAAUAGACCGGAAGGGAAGAUGGAUUCAAGUUUUUGAAUGCCCGUGGUUUAGCAGAAUUGCCAAUAACGAAAAGAGGAAUUUUGUGAGUCCCUGUUGCAUUCGAACAAACGGCCACUGUAAUACGUUCUUUGUUCUUUUUAAAGCCAGAAGCAGACUGUUCAUGACUGCCUAGAAAAGUUGUUUCUGGUAACAUUUUAAUGUUUAGCCCGGUCUCGUCCAUAUUAUAAACUUGUUCUGGAGAUAAUUUCUCAGUUUCAAUCAUUUCACCAAACUUAGUCUUGAAUUCUGUCGCACCAGAAGAAUCAGCAGACAGUUUUUCUCCACUUACGUGUGCGAAAUGAAUUCCGUGUCGCUUCUUCCAUCGAUUAAGCCAACCAUCACUUGCCACAAAUUCGCCUCCAUUAUUAAUCUUCUUAUGGAUAGCCAAAGCUUUUUCUUUCAAAAUUGGGCCGCCAAUCGGUGUACCUCUUCGACGUUCCUGAAGAAACCAGAUCCACAAAGCUUCAUCGACGACCUCGCAAAUCGUUUUUUUUUCUCGUACAACGGCUACCCAGAUUUUUAUCAGAUUCCAUUUUCGAGCAAAACUCCUCAAUGGACCGUCUAUCUCUUCGCCAGUCAUUUACAGUGCUUUUUCCAACAUUAAAUUCUGAACAUAUUUUCGCCACGGAUUCACCAUUAUCAAUCCGCUUUAACACUUUUAAACGUGUCUCCAUCGAAACCACAAUUCGUUUACGCUUUGCACUCAUUGGGAAAGUAUGUUAUGUACGUGCGUACCCACAGCACAAACAAACCAAACUGAUCAAAACGACAAGUACACAGUUUAUCGAACGUCGCGAAAACACGUUCACACACUAAAGUCGAUUGACUGCUCUUUCAUGUUUGCCGUCGGUUACCGUCCGGGGAAGCCGAAUCGCCUCGCCGCGCCGGUGAAUUUCUUGGCGUUCGGCUGUUGUAAACAGGCCGGUUAAUCCGUCGACCGGUUAAUGCGAAGCCAGUUAAGAGGAAUUAUACUGUACAUAGAAAUUAUAAUUUGCAUCGAGAAGUCAGCGCGUGAACCUUUAGGCGGUGAGCCAAUCUUGUGCUUCAGAGCGCACUAUUAAAAUAUAGAUAUCUUGGCCAAAAAUAAACGUACAAAUAUUUUCGUAAGCUCAAAAUUUUCCUUUUGAGUUCUUUAAUCAUUAUUGUUAAUUAAAGUAUAAAUGUUUAUAGCUUAAAUUUGCUUGAAACCAUUAUAAACAAAUUAAUGUACAAUUUUUUUAAGAAAAUUAUUAAUUGAUGGAUUCGACCGUUGCUUGAUGGCAGUUCAUUUUAUCUCACAAUAAAACACUGAAACACGUUUGUUUUCUAUACUUCCACAAAAUUUAUUACUACAAAAUUAGUGUAUCCACCACCACAGAAAGAACCCAGUACCUUCUGCUCUCUCACAUAUACUGGCAAAAUAACAACAAAAAUAGCAAGAUACAUAAAAAAGAAAGGAAUAACACCAGCUUUCAGAAGUAACAACAAUUUAAGCAAACAUAUUAAAAACAAUAAAAGCCGAAAGAGAAAGCAACUACAGAGUGGUGUGUACAAACUAACUUGUGGUGACUGUCCGAAAACUUACAUCGGUCAAACUGGCAGAACUUUUGACAAACGGAUAGCAGAAUACAAAAGGGCUUUCAACAAUAGAAAAACAGACACUUCUACAUACGCACUUCACCUUCUAGAUCAUAAUCAUUCUUUCAAUGAAGAGUUUCAAAUUCUACAUAUUCAAAAUAAAGGCUUUAAGCUAUCACUUUUAGAAUCAAUGGAAAUUAAUAAAUUGAAAAAUACAGAUAUACUUCUGAAUGACCAACUCGAGACAAACAGCUCCCCACUCCUCAACCUCUUCAGUUAAAGACUUAAAAAGGCAAACACAUUGUAAAAUAUAUCACUUGAGAAAGGCAUUUUGCCGAAACAGCUGUAGUAAUAACAUAGUUGUAAUAAAUUUUGUGGAAGUAUAGAAAACAAACGUGUUUCAGUGUUUUAUUGUGAGAAGAAAAUUAUUACUUCAAAUGGGUAUAACUUUAAAACAAAUGAAGAUCAAGUAAUUUAACAAACCCAGUUUGGAAGCCUAUUAAUGAAGCUUUAAAAUAUGACCCUCUAAGGCUCAUUUGCAUGCGUAAAAGCCGAGUUACGAUCGAUAAAGCUUCGAAAAAUACUUAUUUUGCAAUUUGCAUUGUGCACUAAUUUUACAAUAUCUUGAGUUCUAAUUCCUGGAUUUAAGUUUAGUAAACGAUUUUUUCCUCGCUUUUUAUUAACGAACAAAUUUUAUUUGAAACAUUAUUUUUUAUUUCUUUUAGUUUAUGAGCAAGAGCCUUAUAAACAAUUUAUAAAAAAUUAAAUUGUUUAUAACAAUUUUUGACCACUCAGAUCGACAUCCACCCUCGAAAUUCGUAGUCAGCAGCCAAAAAUCCAUAAGAAACCGUUGAGUUUGUCUAUCAAAAAUGAAAAGGACACGGUGACCUCUCUUUGGCGCCUAGACUAGUAUAUACCUAUAAACUGAUGCAAGAAUCUUAAAAAUCGGAGUACAAAUAAUAAAGUUAUAAAUUCUCAAACUUAAUAAAAAAUUUUGGGUGGCGGAAUUUUGUGCCGGUGAGUGUACUUAAAAUAUCAAAAAAAAAAAAAAGAUUGUAUCAUUUGAGAUCAUGAGAACCAGAGUGGCGUAACUGAUUUUAACAUUACUUUACAUAAUCAAAGAAAAUGAUCAGAAGCUAUCAAUAUCCGAUUGUUUUAGUAAUUGUAUGUUGACCAAUAAAUAUUCUUGAAGGCUCCAUUCUUGGCUAUCGUGGCCUCAUUUUUAUAUCAAGGUAUAUUUAUUAUUUAAUAAAUAUUGUUUUAUUUUUUU